Messenger RNA from Branchiostoma belcheri (Belcher's lancelet), 2177 nucleotides. Its product is annotated as insulin-like peptide. The record is from RefSeq and is a predicted model, not a curated record. The coding region runs from base 625 to 1554 and encodes 309 amino acids. Gene Ontology annotation, cellular component: extracellular region. Gene Ontology annotation, molecular function: hormone activity. The transcript has 4 exons. NCBI's taxonomy places the organism in Eukaryota, Metazoa, Chordata, Leptocardii, Amphioxiformes, Branchiostomatidae.
UGCCUGUGUGUGUUUGAGUUGGUCUGUCCCUGCUCGUGAGUUAAUCUGAAUAUCGGGUGUAGCCGAGGCGGGGCCGGGGCAGGACGCGAGGCCUGAGGCAGCGAGCUGCUGGCAGUCUCUCUCUCUCAGUAUUCCGUAUUGACAGUGGAUCGCCAUGCGUGGCAUUCCAUCGCUUGUGUUGAGGCUAAGCAUCGGCUCGACUUUUCCGAGCCUUGCAAGAUCCUAAUCUGGACCCUCCGAGCUCUCGAACGAUCGCUAAACGACCGAACGCCGUACGUUGUCGCUGCUACAGACGGGAGCUGUCAUCGACGGAACGCUGCCAAACUGCCUCCUCGGAGACUUCUGAAGUUUCGUCAAGGUGGAAACUUGGCUAGCGACCGUGCAUUCCUCGGAUCCUCGGAGCGCUGGGCGAGUGAGUAGCAGGCGGCUGCCUCCGUGUCGUCCCCGAGACGUUACCAGGUCUGCGAAUCCCGUUGACCCCCUGUCUGACCUCCCGUGCUGCACCGUUCGCCCCGUCUUCGAAAUACAGGCCAGAUCAGCUCCUGCAGCGGCACCGCCCCUGUCCUGACAACACGGACAAUCCCCCUGUCUAACCACCACACGCCGAACUCAGAGGCAACAGGCAUGAAUCUCUCCAGCGUGUACGUGCUCGCGAGCCUGGCCGUGGUGUGCCUGCUGGUGAAGGAGACGCGGGCGGAGUACCUGUGCGGUUCCACCCUGGCCGACGUGCUCUCCUUCGUCUGCGGGAACAGAGGAUACAACUCACAACCCAGGCGGUCCUUGGGCAAGAGAGCAAUUGACUUCAUCUCGGAACAGCAGGCCAAGGACUACAUGGGCUCCAUGCCUCCGGUGCGGCGGCGACGCGGCCUGGUGGAGGAGUGCUGCCUCAACGUGUGUGACUACAGCCACCUGGAGAGCUACUGCAACCCGCACCCAACCGCCCCGGCCACCGCCUCGCCGGUCAGAACCACCGAGUCCCAGCCCGAAGAGCAAGAACGUGACGAGGAACUCGCCCCCCUCGACGGCAUGGUAGGCGACCAAGCUCCUCUCGGAUCUAUCGAGAACAUAGAAAACUUGGUCUAUCAUUACGACAGGGACGACAUCACGGUAGACGCGGCGAAAAAGGAGCCGAAGAUGAAACUUAAGGAAAUCCUCGGGUCCUUCGAAGAUAAGAAGGCGAACCCCGUCUUUCCGUUCAUCAGACAAUCCACCAAGAACCAGAACGUAAAACCGAACAAGUUCCCUGACUCCUCCGCCCAUCAGUACCCAACCGACCUCGUCGAAGAAGGACCAACCAACGAGAUUCCGGAAACACCAUCACAGAAGCCCACACUGGAGCGUCUCGGAUACAAGGACAACCAGACCGACAAGAAAGAACCAGCGGAAAACAACAACAACAACAGAGCCAGAGACAAUAGAACCAAAUCCUCCACAGUGGAACCCCACACCGUACCAGACUAUAUAUCAAAACAAUACACGCAUAAACCUCUCAUCACAUUGCCGAGAGGUACGCCCAGAAGAAUAGACGCUCCCGGACAAUUAUCACUCAACUGAGCCGAGCUGAGUGGACUGUACUCCAACUAAAUCUGACAUUCCCGCGUCUUCUAUUGUCAUCACUGCACCUUCCCCCCUCCCCAACUUCUAGGAGGUAGUUUCUUAACCUUCCAAAUGGCGGGACUCCAUUAUUCAAGCUUUACUGCAGCCACUGAGAUCCACGCAUAGUAAAACCGUACAGGACCAAUGGACGCUUCGUCACCACGUGUGGAUCACAAUCUUGGACAUUCCUGAUCGAACUUUUGUGUCGCUACUAGGUCUAUACGUUUUGUCCUUAAUUAAAAAUUACAAAGCACAGUCCAAAACUGGUGCUACGAUCGUUGAGUUUUCCCAACGGGGAGCUCAUAUCAACUGGUCUAUGCAAGGUGCUGCUAGUGUGUAUAGAGUGAUAUAAUUUAUUUUAGAUAAAAUCUAGGGACUAGAUAACUGUACUGUGUUGUAGGCAGACAAUAAGAGAUGUACAAUAUGUUGAAAACAAAAACAAAGCUGCUUGCGACCGUUCCACGUUUGUCAGGGCAACGAGGCCAAAUGAAGCAACGAUCACGUGGAAUCUCGCGUGAACUUGUUUCCCGCCUGGUCGAAUCUCGUUGGUUGGAGUGACGAGGUCACAAUAAAAAAUGGAA